AUGGCUACCCCUAGUGUCCUCGCUUUUGACGCUGAGGGUCGGGCCAUUGACUUUGAGGUCUGGGUAGAUGACCUCCAGCUGUUCUUACAAUGCGAUAGGGCGGACGACCUCUCUCUCUUUGACCUCACCUCUGGCGCUUCCCCUGCCCCUGCUGCUGAUGCUGACGCCACUGUUCGCUCCCAGUGGGCCACGCGCGAUGCUGCUGCACGUCUUGCUGUGCGUCGCCACCUCCCUACCUCCGAGCGUGCGCACUUUAGUCAGUACAAGAGUUUUCAGACCUUGUACGACGCUGUAGUCGCGCGCUACUCCUCCCCUGCCACUGCUGCACUGAGCCGUCUCAUGCUGCCGUACCUCUUCCCUGACCUUGCUGCCUUUCCCACCGUUGCUGACCUCAUUACGCACCUCCGCACUAGUGACACUCGCUACCGCGUCACUCGCCUCCCUGACUCCCUUCGAGUAGUCAGGGACCACUUUCUCUCAGUCUGUCCCACCACACUCACUGUAGACCUCCUCGAGAAGGCCCUCCUCGCGAUAGAGAAGAGCAUAGUCGCUGUAGGAGCCUCUCGAGGGCAAGAGGGGCAAGGGAGCUGGAGGAGCGGGCGGUGGAGGUGGAGGAUGGAGGCAGUGGGGGGAGUGGGGGUGGCGGUGGAGGUGGAGGUGGGGGUGGGGGGGUCGGUGGCGGCAGUGGAGGCGGAGGCGGCGGCGGCGGUGGUGGUGGGAGCGGAGGUGGCGGAGGAGGCGGCGGUGGAGGCGGCGGUGGAGGCUGCGGCGGCAGUGGAGGCAGCGGAGGCGGUGGAGGCGGUGGGGGUGGCGGUGGAGCUGGUCGCGGGUCUUUGCAGAGGAGUGGCUCAGGUGGUGGCUCGCGCCAGCAGCAGCAGCGUGGUCGUGCGAUCCUGUCCCCUCAGUAGCUUCCCCGAUCCGGGCAUUGAGACUGCUGCUCUAGAUACUGGUAAGGCUACUGCCCUAGGUGCUUACGACGCUGCUGCUCUAGGUGGUGGUGUGUCUGCGUCCUCAGGUACUGGUGAGUCUGCACUCUCAAGUACUACGUCGGCUUCGGCCUCCCUCACCUUCACUCUUAACUCUGGGGCGUCUCGCUCCUUCUUUCGGGACCGCACCACACUCACGCCGAUUAGUCGGCCGGUUGCGGUGUCUCUGGCUGACCCCGCUGGGGGUCCGAUCCUGUCUCGCUUCUCCACAGUCCUCCCGUGUCCGGCGGCUCCCUCUGGCACCUUGUCUGGUCUCUACCUCCCCUCGUUUUCGACGAACCUGGUGAGUGGUGCUGACCUACAGGAUGCGGUUGUCCACCAGUUCACUCCUGCGCGUCGGCGAGUGACCCACUGUACAGAGGCUGGCACAGGCCGACACCUGGCUACGUUCACCCGUCAGCCGGGGUCGAGCCUGUACACUCUGACCACUGCGUCUCCUCCAGUUGCUGAGUCUGGUAGGGUAGCUGCGUCGUGUCAGGUGUUUGCUGCGGCGUCCAGGCACCACCGCCUUGGCCACCCCUCUCUGCUUCGGCUCACAGGUAUGGCCUCCCGUCUUCUUGUGUCUGGUCUCCCCCGGUCCCUCCCUCCCCUUCCUCAGGGCCCUGGCCCUGCCUGUGUCCCCUGUGUCGAGGGGCGCCAGCGUGCUGCCCCUCACUCCUCCCAGUUUCCUCCGACAGAGGCCCCGUUGCAGACGCUUCACAUGGACGUGUGGGGCCCGGCCCGCGUCCGUGGACAGGGUCACGAGCGCUACUUCCUGCUCGUUGUUGAUGACUACUCGCGUUACACCACAGUCUUCCCUUUGCGCAGCAAGGGUGAUGUCACUGAGGUGCUGAUCGACUGGAUCCGCGCAGCUCGUCUCCAGCUCAGGCAGAGCUUCGGCUCGGACUUUCUUGUUCUGCGUCUGCACUCGGACAGAGGCGGAGAGUUCUCCUCUGGCCUUCUACGUGCCUACUGUCGUGCACGGGGCAUCAGUCAGACCUUCACGCUUUUGGACUCACCGUAG
Molecule: messenger RNA, 1989 nt
Organism: Closterium sp. NIES-65
Lineage: Eukaryota; Viridiplantae; Streptophyta; Zygnematophyceae; Desmidiales; Closteriaceae
Source: the annotation of a GenBank genome assembly